Messenger RNA from Aspergillus ibericus CBS 121593, 4439 nucleotides. Its product is annotated as putative spindle-pole body protein (Pcp1). The record is from RefSeq and is a predicted model, not a curated record. The transcript is spliced from 3 exons. Gene Ontology annotation, cellular component: microtubule organizing center. NCBI's taxonomy places the organism in Eukaryota, Fungi, Ascomycota, Eurotiomycetes, Eurotiales, Aspergillaceae. The coding region runs from base 400 to 4068 and encodes 1222 amino acids.
GGUCCUCCUCCGACAUGGGCGCCAUCAUGUGAAAUUCGACAGCAAGCAAGCGUUCAGACUGAUGGUGGGUUGGCUGCCCGCGCAAAAAAGAAAAAUAAAUUGCGGCAUGACUUCAUACGGACGAGACGCGGCGGCGGCUUGGCCCCAGCCCCGUGACUCGAUGCUAGGCUGAAUUGGGCUAGAUGUCAACAAGAACGAGGGCUUGCCGUCUCACCGCCCAAAACACGUCCCAGCCCGUAUCGCAUCGCAUCGGAUACUACCUUAAAGUACCUUCCGCCGCGUCCCCCCAUUUCUCUGUGGCGUUGUCGGCGAUGGUCACCCGUUGAAUGGCCUUCGCACCUUCCCCCAGAACGCUUUUGCCAGUCCCCAAUUCACUGACUCCCGUAUCCCUUGGCGACCAUGGCGUACCCGUACAUCGACACGCCGCGCACCGAAAUUGACGGAAACGCGACUUACCUGACCGGCUAUCGCAGCGUGGGACGACCCAACUUGACGGCCCUCGACUCGGUGGAAAACUCAUUUGCUACGCCAUCCAAGGAUGAUGACGUUCUCAAGGGGUUUGGUGAGGGUCGAAGGCGUACUUCUGGGAGUUUCAAGAUCAACACGCCGCGUGCUGGGUCCGGUCCUAAAUCGACGAGGAGCGCGUUAAAUAGUCGACAUCAACUUCCCACGGCAGCACUUGCAAAAGGCGAAUUCACGCCACUCAUGAGGAGUGCAACGAAGAAUAACUUCUUGAAAAACAUGUCUACGACGCGCGGACCGAAGACCCCGGGGCAUAUAGGGAGGAGUUAUCUGAGCAAUGGCAACACGCCGGGUUUGCCGGCGAUGGAAAUGACCGAUAUUGAUGAGGAGGAUGCAACGGAUGAUCAACCCACCCCUGUCCCGCAGGUUGCAAGCAGCAGUGUGCAGAGUACGCCACUUCCAGGGUUAUCCAGGAGUGGCGGUGUUCUCAACGAGGGCAAUAAUAUGACUUUGAAGGAACAAGAGAAGAUGAUCGAUCAAUUGGACAAGGAUAACUUUGGUCUUAAAUUGAAGAUUCACUUCUUGCAGGAGCAACUCGAGAAAGCCGGCCCCGCCUACAAUCAAGCAGCGCUUAAGGAGAAUACGGAGCUAAAGGUUUCAAAAUUGACGAUGCAACGCGACAUCUCACGCUACAAGAAGAGCCUCCAGCAGGCCGAACGCGACCUCGAAUCCUAUCGCAUACAAUUCCAAGAGCUCAGGGAGAAAACGCGAGGAAGACCGACCGAUGAUACCAUACAGCGGGAGAUGGACUUGAUGCGGGAUGAAAUGGAUGCGAGAGACAAUCAGAUCCGGGAGCUCCAGGAGGAAUUGAGAGACGCCAAGGACAGUCAAUCGCAAAAGAUUGAGAAACUUCGAGACGAAAUCGAAGACCUCGAGGCAUCAGUGAGGGAGCGCGAUCGGUCCCUCGAGGAACGCGACGAGGAGAUCGAGGAGCUGAAGGACCGGGACGGCAAAGAACGCGAUGCACUCACUGAGCUGGAAUCAGAAUUGCAACGUGCGAAGGAACAAAUGGAAGAGCUACAAGAGUCGCUUGAUCAGGCCAAGUCGGACGCAAGAGAAGCGAGGGACGCCGCAGGCCAUGCGAUAAUGGAGAAGGAUCAGGCUCAAAAAGAUCUCCAGGAGUUGCACGAUGAGAUGGCGAACAAGUCUAUCAGUACCAGUGGACUGACUCGUCAGCUAGAAGAAAAAGCCACGAAGCUGGAGGAAGAACUUCGUGAGCUCCAGCAAGAGAACAGUGCGUUGAAGAAAGAUCUCGAGGCACGAUCUCGUGACGAAAGCCGGCUGGAGGAGCGACACCAGGAAUCUCAGCACAAAAUGGAGGAGAGGGAGCGAAAGCUCCUCGACGAUGUUGCCCAAGCACGACGUGAGCGAGAUCUGGCUCGACAGGAAUAUGAGAAGACAUCCGCCCAGUUACAGGAAGCGCUUGAUGAAGUCCAACGCAAAGCCGACGAGAAAGAACUUUUGCAGACCCGGCACCAUGCGCUGACGGAUGAGUCUGGUGGUCUACAGCACGAGCUGGCCAGGGCACAGUCCAAGAUUAAGGAGCUGCAGCAGACAAUCGAGGAAGAAAAGCACCAUGCCCUCGAUAGUGCAAAUACGGUUCGUUCUCACUAUAAGGAAGAGCUCGAGAGACUGCAGGAAGAGAUUGAAUCUCUCCAUCACGAAAUCGAAGACAAGGAGGGCCAAUUCGCUCUCGAGCAAGACAGGUGGGAGAGCACCAGACGUGCCCUACAACUCCAGAAGGACAGAGCGGAAGACCAAGCAGCUGGGUUCAAGCGCACCAUUGAGAAACUUGAACAAGUAGAACAUACUCUGUCAGGCAAGGAGAUGAAAUUACAAGAGGUCAUUGAUAGCGAAAAAACACGACACUUCAACUCGGAGGCUGUUCUAAGCCGGCAGGUCAAAGAAUUGAACGAUGAUCUGACCUCGAAGCGGGAGAUUAUCGAUGAGCAGCGGAAUGAGGUCCUCUCCCUGAAGGAAGAUUUGAGGCUUGUCAGACGCUCCGAAGCGGCUCAGAGAGAAAAAAUCCAGGCUCUGGAGGAUGAGCUGGUCGUCUUACAAUCGAGCUUGGAGGAGGAACAAGAAUACACCAAGGGUCGAACGCAAAAGGGAUCCGCCGAACACGACGGUCAAAUUCAGAAGCUUAUCACGGAGAAGCAGAGACUCCGUGACCAGCUUGCUAAUGCCCAUGUUGAAUUGCACGAUCUACGGACGUCUGCUGCUGAGAUUGAGGCUGAACGUGACGAGCUUCAAGCCCAACUUGAUCAAAUGCAAAACCAAGUUGACGACACGACGCGGUUCGACAAGGAGAAGGUUGAGCUCCGUAAAUCUGCCCUGCGGCUCGAAGGUGAGGUCAGGCGGCUCAAGGACGACAAGUCAUCUCUGCUGGAAGCAAAGGAGACCCUUGAGAAGCAACUCAGCACCGAGAUCGAGCGGGCUACCCUGGAAGAAAAUCGUCUGUCGGCCGAGAUUGAUCAGCUACAAGAUAAACUACAUACAUCUUCAGGUGGAAGAGAUCGCGAGCUGGCAUUGUCCAAGAGCAAGAUUCAACGCCUCGAAAGACGUAUACAGGAGCUCGAAACCCUUCUCCAUCAGCAGCCACAUACCGAGAUCGAGCACUCGACCGCAGAUCUUUCAGUGCUCCGUCAUAGCUUAGACGAGGCGCGGAAGCGCGAGAAGGCGUUGCUUCAGCGCGAAGCCGACCAGAAGUCGUCCGUCCGCACCUCCAAGGCACGGAUCGCCGAACUAGAGAGAGAACUACACGAUGCCAUGAUGACCAAAUACGAAUCCCGCUCCCCCUCAUCAUCCCCCUCUAACAAACUCCAUGAUGAGCUCCGGAGCUUGCGGAAGCAGCUGUCCGACGCACACCGGACGCUACAGGAAGUAAAAUCGAAGAACCGGGAUCUUGAGCGAGCCGCGAUGAGAGAAGAAGAUCAGCGAGACCUUCACGAGCUACUCAAAUCAUCCACCCUUGAGGCGGAAUCCCUGGCACUUAAGGUAUCUGAACGAGAUGCCCGAAUGAGCGAGCUGAAGGCCCAAAUGCGCAGGAUCCGCGACGAGCGUUCAUUCUGUGCAAGGAAGGCUGAGUCAGCACUCAAGGAGCUCGAAGCUCUCCAAGAACGGUAUGAUCAUCUUGUCGAGAAGAUGGGGGCCAGAACAGAGAACAACAAGACCAGGCACGAAAAGGAAAUUCUGGGUCUAGGCAAGGAGAUCAUCUGGCUUCGUGCGCGAAUGAAGCGCGAGGAGAAAUUCCGCCGUGACCUUGCUUGGAGUAAGGGCUUAAUGGAACUGGGCGAGCGUGUCCGAGUUGCUUGCAACGAAGCGGACCUGCGCAUGAUCACCGACAUGGGCGUCAAACCCCGUGAUCGCAACAAGCUCCGCACCCCCCAAGCGAAGCUCAAGACCGCCGUCUCCAUGGUGAAAGCCAUCGUCCGAAUGCAGCGAAUGUCCCAAGAGUGGAAGAAGACCAAGAAACUUGGCGAGGGUCUGAGACGAGCAAAGAAUGAAGUGAUGAAGCGGAGAGACGCUUCGCACAGUAAGAACUGAUCCAUCUAGACUCUUAUAUUGAGCCCUCUCCCUCUCUGGGCUGUUGGAGGCUCCUUUACCUUUCAAUGAUCUUGCAUUUCCUUUUGGGUUUGUUAAGAAGAUUCCCCGGCGUUUUGAUGGAAAGUCUUUGGGCGUUGUCCUCGGGUUGGAUCAGAUGGAGUGUUGGUACUGUACCUACUACUACUUGCUUAUGUAGUCGAGUCAUGGGAGUCUGAUCCCUCACACACACACAUACCUUUAUCCGUGUUAUGGCUUGGAUGGUUAGAUUGAAUGGGUUAAUGAGAUAUGUCUGUGUCUACGUGUUGGCGUUAGUUUUGGUUCUAUUGCUCUGCUGUAUUAGUUCUGUUACGUCAUUCACCUGCAGUAAAGAU